AUGCCUGCGUUUCGCAAUAUCGCGCCUAUCCGACACUCUGCUCGUCUUGUAAAUCACAUUCCGGCAAUCAGUGACGCGGCAGGGCAUACCAUCAAGAACGAGGCGCCCGAUAUUUCUCUUCCUUUGUCUUUAGCACCGUCGACGAAUGGACUCGAGGAUACAUCUCAUAGAGCCCAUAAUCCACAGCCACUGCCUUCGCUCUUUGAUGAUAUAAAUAGCACAGCGGCGACUGGACGAACAAAACGGCCCAGCCACGCUCGUCGUCGUGAGCCAGGCCACAUCCCCCGCCCGUGCAACGCAUUCAUCCUCUUCCGCUCCAAAUUCGUCAGCAGCGCGUAUUUCGGCAAAGACGAGCAUCAAAAUGAACUCAGCAGGAGCGCAGGGAAAGUGUGGAAUAGCAUGUCAAAGGAGGAGAAGGAGCCGUAUCGCGCGGCCGCUGAGAUUCAGAAGAUGGAGCAUAAAGCGAAAAAUCCGGGAUAUAGGUAUAAUCCCGGGCGCGUUGAGAGGACAAAAAGUGCAACGGCGGCGAAGAAAUCUACUUCCAAGGCGAAGCGUGGGAGGAAGUUGGACGAUUGUUCGCCUUUGUCUUUUAGUUCGUCGGGAUCUUCGUCUACUACGCCCUCGGAGUCCCCUGUCCACACUCCCCCUUUCUUUCCCGUGAAAGCGGCAGAUGAACAAGCUGCGUAUGAUCAGAAUGCAAAUGUAUUUGAUGGGGCGCAAUACGUAUUGUCUGAUGAGCAAGGCGUAUGCUCAUCUCUGUCUCGCCUCUACAACUCGGUCGCGCAAAGCACUGCACCUAAUCCCUGUACCUCGAUGGAGCCACAUGAUCAUCAAAUGGAGGUUGAAAGAGACCCUCCUCCGCCUUUCCACCCCCAUCUUGAUCCCGUAACAGGUCAAUUUGCGUAUCAGGAUUACAGCCACGAUUUCAUGGCUGACUCUCUCCCCACUCUUCCGCACAUACAUACGACACCAUACGAGGCGAUUGACAACGCUAUUGAUAUUUCUUCCAUUCCAAGUUUGAAUACUCAAUUCGACUUCCCCUCCGCGGCGUUCUCGUUCGAUGAUCCCAAUGCCAAUUGUACAGACCUUCUGGGAGGCAUAUCCGAAGGGAAUGGAACCUCCACUUCGAAAGCGGAAGAUCAGGCUAAUUCUUUCCCCAAUGAUUGUUAUAAGCACGGCGACCUAGAAAAAUACCAUGAGGCCCUUUUCAACGAAUUCUUCAACUUCGAUCAAUAA
Molecule: messenger RNA, 1236 nt
Organism: Psilocybe cubensis
Lineage: Eukaryota; Fungi; Basidiomycota; Agaricomycetes; Agaricales; Agrocybaceae
Exons: 3
Coding region: 1-1236 (411 amino acids)
Biological process (GO): regulation of transcription by RNA polymerase II
Cellular component (GO): nucleus
Molecular function (GO): RNA polymerase II cis-regulatory region sequence-specific DNA binding; DNA-binding transcription factor activity, RNA polymerase II-specific
Source: RefSeq, a predicted model, not a curated record